Molecule: messenger RNA, 7337 nt
Organism: Nomia melanderi (Alkali bee)
Lineage: Eukaryota; Metazoa; Arthropoda; Insecta; Hymenoptera; Halictidae
Source: RefSeq, a predicted model, not a curated record
GCUAGUGCGGUGGCGGCCAUUUUGCUAAAUUCAGAUUCGGAUUACAGUAUUUCUCGCUGUAAGUUCCGUCUGUUCCCGGCGCGAUAGACUCAUUAUUAUUUUUCCUCUUAACAUCAGGAUCGAUUCGAGAGUAGAAGAAUUAGCUAGAUUUAACGACCAGAUCGGCUGCUACUCGACGAAAUCUUCCGAGGAAACAUAUAUACCUUCGUCUCUUCGAGAGUAGCUAAGAAACAUUUAGCCGCACGAGAGCGCUGCAGAGGCUCUGUGUACCGAGGAGAAAGAAAAGGAAAGUCGAGAAGAGAGAGUGAUAGAACUAGUCAAGAAGAGACACUGAACCGUGGGAAAAGCGCGACGGGAGCGCGGCUGAACGAACAACCAGGAGAAAGAGAGAGAGAGAGAAAGAGAGAGAUAAUGAACAAGCGGCGCAUGCCGUAGCCACGGCCCCCAACUUGCUCUAAACUCGUGCAGCCUGUCGCGCUGUCGGUCGAAUUUUAAUGGCGGCUCGUUCCGAUUCUUUCUGUUUAGUAGUGUUAUUAUAAAGCGGCGGACGGUAUUUCUACAGCCUUAUAUGUUACCGAACCGAACGAUAUGGGGUUCCAGUGAAUCUCAGUGUUUAGUGUUUGUUUCAUCAAGUUCGGGGACUUGUAUCGAGCCUUGUAUCAAGGACAUGGUGCAUAUCCGCGAUGUGUCGUAGCGACCCUUGCGUACGAACAUUCCAUCGUGCAGUCGUGUUCUACGCUUUGGCUUUUUCGUGAAAACCAGAAAUACUGAUUGCAAACAACGAAUUCGAGGGUGUCCAGUCUCUUGCGUAUUGUUUCAUAUACGUAGCGUACGUGUAUUCGUCCUGAAAAGCGACGAAAGCUGCACGGGCCGACCGAUGAUCAUAUCAGAACAAACGAGUCGAAGCUGCGAGCUUUUUUCAUCUCGGAGCCGAUUAUCGAUAGAGAGCAGAACAUCCUUGCCUUUGUGCGAAGACACUGGUCUUAGCUGUCAAGUGCAGCUAUGCUGCUCACACUAAUGAAGGGCGGUGUGUGGAACCUGCCUGGUGUUACUCGAAAAGUGUGGAGCCAUCUGUCCUACCUUGACAUCGUCGUCGGGAUGUUUUAAUACCGAAAUUGAGCUACCAGGCAAUGAGCAUCAUGACAGUGCCUGGAUACAUGUAUACUUGGUAGUUUUGCAUUAUUACUGGCCAUCUACCAGUACGAUUCACACCCUUAUUAUACCUUCUACGCUUCCUACCCUAGACUUGUACACGCACAAACGCACACGCUUAGCGUGUGCGCAUGUGCUUUGUAAAAUACUGUUCACACAACAUGAGAUUCUUGGGAUUUGUAUCAUUUUCGACUUCGCCUAUGGUACCAUUAUCUUCUAAGCUGCUACUGCAGUCGCAUCGAUUGUCCUUUUCAUCGAUGUCUAUUGCCACAUGGUUUUUGGUAGUAUUGGUAACUGCAGCCAUAGAUACACCAACGAGUACUGCUCCACCUGUACAAGAAAACAAAUCUUUACAUGUAAUUGCACAAUUUCCUGCGGGAGAUGGUCAACGAUAUGGAUUUUAUCCUCUAGAUCCGAAUACAACGAGAGAAGGUGCCCUUCGAUUUAAUCACCUUACUAUAGACCCUGUUACAGGAAGACUGUAUGCAGGUGCCAUUAACAGAUUACUACAGUUAGAUUCUAAUUUGAGACUGGAAGAAUAUGUUUCUACAGGACCAAGAAUGGAUAAUCCUCAGUGUCAUGCAACAGGCUGCCCUUCUAGGGACAUAACAACAUCUUUAAUGAACAAUGUGAACAAAUUACUAAUCGCCGACAUUGAAUCACAAACAUUGAUCGCUUGUGGUUCUCUCCUCCAAGGUGCUUGCGAAAAGUACAAAAUGUCUAACAUAUCCAUUAAGCCAGAGUUCAUUCCCCAUAGUGUAGCAGCUAAUGACGAAACUUCCUCUACAUAUGCUUUUAUUGGACCUGAAAGAUACAAUGCAUGGGGUCAAACAAAUAUUCUUUAUGUUGGCACUACAUUUACUAAUAGAGGAGACUAUCGGCACGACGUGCCUGCCAUUUCUAGCAGAAACUUGCACAAUUUAGAGUUUGCUGAAUAUACAUUUAACAAGCAGUCAAUAGUAUACAUUGAUGUUAAAUAUCGAGAUCACUUUCUGGUCAAAUAUGUAUAUGGUUUCAAUGCAAGCGAUUACGCGUACUUUGUGUUGGUGCAAAAGAAGUCUUUUCUUCCCGAAGAAGAGGAACGAGGUUACAUCUCCAGAUUAGCUCGAAGUUGUAUAAGUGAUCCAAAUUAUGAUAGUUACACGGAGGUGACAUUGGAGUGCACUGUUGAUCUCGGAGACGGGAAACAACAUUAUUAUAAUUUAGUACAAGAUGCUAAGGUUGCACCAGCUGGGAGUGACAUAGCUAUGCAACUGGGAAUUUCCGUCGGAGACCCUAUCUUUGUGUCUGUAUUUUCACCAAGCAGAAAUAUAAAUAACGAACCAUUAUCUCGUUCAGCCAUUUGCGUGUACAGUUUGCAAGAUAUUGAAAUGAAAUUUAAUGAAAAUAUCCACAUGUGUUUUAAUGGUAGCAUCAAAUAUAGAAAUAUGGGUUAUAUCAGUGGUCCUAUACAGGAUGGGAAGUGUCCCACAGCAGGAACAACAGGUAACAUUUUAAACUUUUGCGAAGUGGGCUUGAAAAUCUCUGGAUCAUCGCCAAUCGUAGGACAAGCGAUUUUGCAUUUUCCCGACGAAUUCAUUACCUCUAUUACAAUAGCCAAUACCGAAAGUCACACUGUAGCAUUUCUGGGAACAAACGAAGGAGUUCUUAAAAAAGUUUUGCUCUCUGGAACUGAAGCAUUUGUCUAUGAAAGCAUCGUGAUCGAUAAGGGGAAUACAAUAAUGCCAGACAGUUUGAUUUCACCUGACGGAGAACACAUUUACAUUUUAUCAAGUUCUAAAAUUUCAAAAGUUCAAGUAGAACAUUGUAGUAGCUAUACUAACUGUAGUAGCUGUCUCGACGCGAAGGAUCCUUAUUGUGGCUGGUGUUCUCUGGAGAAAAGAUGCACGGUCCGAGGGAAUUGCCAAAAGGCGAGUCACAGUAGUCCAAGAUGGCUUUCUCUAGGCACUGGCCAACAGUGCAUUGAUUUCGAACAAGUCCUCCCAGACCGCAUGCCUAUCAAUCAAAUGACCACAGUUCAUUUGACUAUCAGAACUCUGCCCGAGUUACCAGCAGGUGCUAACUAUAAGUGCGUGUUUGGUAACGCGGAGCCCAUCGACGCAUUGAUGACCGUUUUUGGAUUAUCGUGUCCCACACCGCCCGUUAUGGAGAGACCUAAUAUAUCUGAAGGGGCCGACCAUGUCUUGGUACCGCUCUCUGUGCGUUCCAGUGAGACAAACAAAGAUUUUGUUUCACGGAAUUUUGCAUUCUUUGAUUGCUCUAGACACACGGUGUGCACUGAGUGCGUGAAAUCUCAGUGGCCUUGCAGUUGGUGUGUAUACGACAAUAAAUGUACACACAAUACAAGCUGCCAGGGUAUUAUAUCAGGGGAGAAUAAUCAGGCCCAUUUAGCUGCACACGGGGUACAGUAUUGCCCAAGAUUCGUUCAACGCAAGGAACCAUUGAUGUUACCGAACAGCGUUCCCAAAGAGAUAGUACUCGAAGUAGAGAAUCUGCCUCAUCCUCAAGUUGGUCACAGCGGUUUCCAAUGUAUCGUUUCCAUCGAAGGUGCCAAUCUGAAAGUACAAGCCCGUGUCGACAGCAGUCGCUUCAUAGUUUGCGAUAAAACAGUCUACUCCUAUGAGGCGGUUACUGGUGAAUACGAGGCGGAGGUGACGGUCGUUUGGAACAUAAAUCAUCAUGUCGACAAGACUACCAUUAAGCUCUAUAAGUGUGAAGUGUUGGGUUCGCAUCGCGAGCACGCAGACUGUUCCCUUUGUGUGACCAGGGACGUUCGUUUCGAAUGUACUUGGUGCGGCAACAGUUGCGUGUACAGACAUUCGUGUUUACAUUCGCCGUUCACCGAAUGUCCGAAACCAAGGAUAGACAUGAUAAAGCCCCUCAGUGGACCGAUCGAGGGUGGGACCUUGGUAACCAUCGAAGGUAGUAACUUGGGAUUAAAAGAGAGCGACGUGGAGGGAAAGAUCCAUAUUGGUAACACGUCCUGCGCUCUGGUUGACUACGAAGUUUCCGUUCGCAUAGUUUGCCGCACUGGUCGGCACGAGGCUACCGAUACAGCGUCUGUAGUGGUCGGCAACGACGCCGGUUACACGGACAGCGGGGUGCUAUUUAAUUACAAGGACAUACACUUGUCUGGUGUCUAUCCGUCGGUUGGUCCGCAAAGUGGUGGCACGCAGCUCGCCAUCACUGGCAUGUAUUUAAAUAUCGGCAGUACCAUCUCAGCCUACUUGGACGAGCUACCGUGCCACGUGAACGCUACACAGGCAAGCAGUACGAGACUGACUUGUGUCACCAGCAAAUCCGACCGAGUGAGAAGAGUGGAAAGACUGACGUUAAGCAUAGACGGUGCGAACCGGACGUUAGUCGGCAACCCGUACAACUAUACUCACGACCCUACGAUCAUGGAAAUCAAACCGUUGACCAGCUUCGCUUCGGGCGGUCGUAUGAUCACUGUACACGGCACCAAUCUGGACACCAUACAGAAACCUGAAAUGGAAGUUUACUUCGACAAUGAACCGCUGCCAGUAAAUAGAACAGUUUGCACUGUACUGAAUCCUACUCAAAUGGAGUGUCCUAGUCCUAGCGUUGCCAAGCGAUUUAUGUCUUUGAGACGCAUGAGGCGAGCGGCCGUUAACGGUCAGAGUUCACCGGUGCAGUCGUUGAAACUGAAAGAAUCUCAGUUGUCUCUGAGAAUAGCAUUCAUCAUGGACAACGUGGAGAGCGUGAGGGAUUUGGAGAAGCAUUUUCAAAAUCUUAGGAACCGCUUGUUAUACGUCGAGGAUCCCAAGUUCCUCGCGUUUCCGCGGAACAUUAAAUUAUACAAGGGCGACACGCUGGUCAUCGAGGGGGAGAACUUGAUUUUUGCCAGCGACGAGUCCGACGUGAACGUCACGGUGGGAGCGAUGCCGUGUAACGUGACUUCGCUCGCUUCCACUCAGUUAGUCUGCAUUCCACCCGACCAACAACCCGCGGACACGGACGAACUUGGGAUUAAAACUGAGAACGGUUUGCCGCUGGUUGUGGUAAGAGUAGGGAGAAGUUUGCGCUUCCCUAUCGGUCAUCUGCGAUACGAAGUAAUUAAAUCUUACCCAAUUCCUCCGGAAGCAAUCGCUGGUAUCGCAGCCGGCACGUUCAGUCUUGUGUUUCUAUUCGUUUUGGUGUUGAUCAUCUAUAGAAGGAAAAGCACACAGGCAGAGAGAGAGUACAAGAGGAUACAAAUACAAAUGGACACGCUCGAGAGCAACGUUAGGAUGGAAUGCAAACAAGCGUUCGCCGAGUUGCAAACAGACAUGACCGAUUUAACAGCCGAUUUGGAAUCUUCCGGUAUCCCUACCUUGGAUCACAAGAACUACAUUAUGAAAGUAUUUUUUCCUGGCGUCACGCAUCAUCCGAUAUUGAAUGAUCCCAGAUCUCGUAGCAACGUUUCUCGAACAAAUUACGACGCGGCCAUGAUCCAGUUCGAACAACUGAUUAACAAUAAGUACUUUGUAUUGACAUUCAUCGAAACUCUAGAGGCUCAAAAAGACUUUAACAUUAGAGAUAAAGUGAACGUUGCAUCCUUACUUAUGGUAGUUCUGAUGGGCAAAAUGGAGUACGCGACCGACAUACUUAUGAACCUUCUGCUGAGACUGAUCGAAAAAGCCGUGAACACUAAACACCCACAGUUGAUGUUGAGGAGGACGGAAUCUGUGGUGGAGAAGAUGCUCACGAACUGGAUGGCGCUUUGUAUGUACAAUUACUUGAAAGACUAUGCAGGUUCCUCGCUAUUUUUACUUUUCAAGGCAAUAAAACACCAGAUAGAGAAAGGUCCUGUGGAUGUGAUAACCCACGACGCCAGAUAUUCUCUGUCCGAGGAGAGACUUCUUCGGGAGCAGAUCGAGCAUAGCAUUGUCACCUUGCACGUCGUCCAGGAUGAUCUUGACGAGAAAAUACAGUGCAAGGUUCUAGAUUGUGAUACUAUAAACCAAGUGAAAUCUAAGAUCCUAGACGCUCUCUAUAAGAAUACUCCUUUCUCGCUAAGGCCGUCCGUUCACGAUGUAGAUUUGGAAUGGAGACAUGGCAGGGGUGGCCACUUGACCCUUCAGGACGAAGAUCUGACGACGAAGUGCAGCGGAGAGUGGAAAAAGAUAAACACUUUGGCACACUACGGUGUGAAAGAGUCGGCAGUGAUGUCAUUGAUACCCAGGCAGAACGACGGGUUCUCUGUGGCGUGCAAACCACCAUGUCACAAUUGCAAGCCUUCUCAUUACCAUCAUCAGCAGCAACCGAUUCAUCAUCAUUCGCACCACCACCAUCUGCAUCGUCACGCGAAUCAUUGUUCGUCCACGCAUCUUCCAUCCACACCUAAUCACAAUUUAAUCAGUCCUAUAAUGUACAAUCAUCCUGUUAGCGGUAUGUAUUUCGAAUCUCAGCACUCGCCGCCCAUUAUAACUGCGAACGGCGACGUUGAGAGCGGUCACGGUGGUAAUCAACGACUAUAUCAUUUAGUAAGGCCUAUAGAAGACAGCCAGUACCCGCCGGGAAUGGGUUUCACCGGAAGCAAACACCACCAUCCGGAACGAACACACAAAGCCAUACCGGAGAUAUUUUUAACGAGACUAUUGUCGACGAAAGGCACCGUGCAGAAAUUCGUCGACGAUUUCCUGAACACGAUACUGUCCGCGAACGAGGCGUUGCCCAGUGCUGUAAAAUGGUUGUUCGAUCUCCUCGACGAGGCCGCGAAGCAACACGGUAUCGUGGACCCAGAAGUGCCCCACGCAUGGAAAUCGAACAGUUUACCGCUUAGAUUUUGGGUGAAUUUUAUUAAAAAUCCAGACUUCAUGUUCGAUAUAAAUAAAUCGACGACAGUCGACUCGAGUCUUUCCGUCAUAGCGCAAACAUUCAUGGACUCGUGUUCGAUGACGGAGCACAGGCUAGGAAAGGAUUCGCCCUCUAACAAGUUACUUUUUGCGAAAGACAUACCGCACUAUCGGGAAAAAGUUGGUCGGUUUUAUACAGAUGUACAGAGACUACCGCAAAUUACUGAUCAAGAAAUGUCUAGUGCCAUGCAACAGUUAAGUGCGUCGCAUGCAAACGAGUUCGAUGUGAUCGCGGCGCUAAAGGAACUUUACAUCUAUGUCAGCAAGUAUUAUGAACAACAAUGCUCAAGUAUUCUGUUGCUAAUUCCAAAAAUGUCGACACGUUGA